AUGGACUGCGUCGAGGCGGCGCUGGCAGCGAACCGCGCGUAUGUGGCAGGGAUGGCGGCAUUGAUCGGCCAGAUGGAGGCGCAGGAAGUCGCGAUCAUGAAGAGAAUGAAGUUUAUUAGAGAAACUAUGCGCGCGGAGCAGCGUGCGGCCAUGGAGGACCACUUCGCCGAGGCCAUAGGUCAAUCGUCGAAGCCGGCAUCGGCGACGAAAGCAGGCACCUCGAAGAAGCGCAGCCGUGCGUACUUUCAAAAUGCUUCUGGCGGGGCCUUCCAUGAGGUGCUGGUAUGGCAAAAUCCCGAUGCGUUGUUUGUCCGGGCCGUGCGCUCGAAAUUUCAGAACUUCAACUUUCCUCCACACAGAAAGUGGCUCCCCAAGGAGCUAUCAGCAUGUCGAGAGGCUGUGGAUGCAGCUCUUUGGCGUGAUGGCGUGCAAUGGCACCGAAUUCCUGUCGUCGCCAAGUUAAACGGACGCACCGGUCACGCUUGUUACCUUCAGUGGACGAUGGAACGUGUUCGUGCAGUUGAAGCGACACAUCCAUGGACGUCGGAUGAAGACAAUGAACUCCGCCGGCUCCGCGAGUCGGCGAUGACGUGGGGUGAUGUGGCAAGCACCAUGAGUCAACUCUAUCCUGAGCGUCCCGUCGUCUCGUACAUGCUGAGAUUCCUUCGCCACAUCCAAGGUGUCCAGCACAAAACGAAAUGGACGGACGCCGACGACGCUGCGCUCAAGGCCGCCGUCGCAGUGCAUGGUGGGGAGGCAAAUGUGUGGCAAUUGGUGGCCGAAUGUCUCGAUGGGUUUCUUCCCAACCAGUGUGGCACACGGUGGCGGCAAUCAACGUGUCCAUUGGUGAAGACGGGGAAUUUUACUCUCGAGGAAGAUCGACGGCUUCUUUUGGCGAUGGGUGCCGAUAAAAAAAGACAAGUGGAGAUGUUCCCAGAGCGGAACAUGUCCUGGUACAAACACGUCGACUGGAACAUGGUCAAGGAGUUAGUUCCCCAGCGGACAAGUGCCCAGUGCCGCGAACGCUUUAACGAUUCGCUCCACCCAAACCUCGUCACAUCCGCCUUCACGCGAGAAGAAGACGAGUUGUUGCGGCACUGGGUGUCCAUUCACGGCACGCGAACGUGGCGCCUCAUUAGCCAGCACCUCCCCGGGCGCACGAACGAUCAAUGCAGGCGACGAUGGGGCACACUACACUCAAAACUCAAGGUUGCUGCCACACACGCCUUCACUCAACCAGCCACUGCAACUAGCCCAGACAGCCAAGAAUAG
Messenger RNA from Aphanomyces invadans, 1272 nucleotides. RefSeq lists its product as hypothetical. The transcript has a single exon. The record is from RefSeq and is a predicted model, not a curated record. Lineage: Eukaryota; Oomycota; Saprolegniomycetes; Saprolegniales; Verrucalvaceae. The coding region runs from base 1 to 1272 and encodes 423 amino acids.